UCUGCUUGCUUUACGUUCCGUAUCGGUGAAGCUGGAGAAGAGUUCAUCGUUGAUCAGUCCCGCCAGUAUGGCUAUCCUGCCAUGCAAAAGACACAACCCGCAUCUGGUUUCAAGCUGAAGAUCGAGCCCGGUGAGUUCACCGACUCGGAGAUUCUCGUCAUGAUGGGGGAGAACGGUACCGGAAAGACCACCUUCUGUAGGAUGCUCGCUGGUGCCGAGAAGCCCGAUGGCACUAAGAGUGUCCCCGCUAUGAACAUCUCCAUGAAGCCUCAGAAGAUCACCCCCAAGUUCAAGGGUACCGUUCGUCAACUCUUCUUCAAGAAGAUCAAGGCCGCCUUCCUCAACCCUCAGUUCCAGACCGAUGUCUACAAGCCUCUGAGAAUGGACGACUUCAUCGACCAGGAAGUUCAAAACUUGUCCGGUGGUGAAUUGCAGCGUGUCGCCAUCGUCUUGGCCCUUGGUAUCCCCGCCGACAUCUAUCUCAUCGAUGAACCUAGUGCCUACCUUGAUUCCGAGCAGCGUGUCAUCGCUGCCCGUGUUAUCAAGCGUUUCAUCAUGCACUCCAAGAAGACCGCCUUCAUCGUCGAGCACGAUUUUAUCAUGGCCACUUACCUUGCUGAUCGUGUCAUUGUCUUCGACGGUAUUCCGUCCGUCGACGCACGCGCCAACAAGCCCGAGUCUCUCCUCACUGGUUGUAACAAGUUCUUGAAGAACUUGGACGUCACCUUCAGACGUGAUCCCAACUCAUACCGUCCUCGUAUCAACAAGCUGGACUCUCAGCUCGACCAGGAACAGAAGAGUGGUGGAAACUACUUCUUCAUGGAAGAAGAGUCUUGAAAGGAGUUUUCCUAAACUCACAACACUGGCCCCCUUGGCGCCCGGCGAAAGGUGCCUCACGCGCCGCUCUGCUCCGACGCAACCGCUCCUAUCGCCGCCGCAAGCGAUGCUCGCGGUCCGGUGCGGAUGAAGAGAUAAGAGACGCGGCAGUGGGCGAUCAGGAUG
Aureobasidium subglaciale EXF-2481 is the source of this 1002-nucleotide messenger RNA. RefSeq lists its product as uncharacterized. Gene Ontology annotation, molecular function: ATP hydrolysis activity; iron ion binding; ATP binding. The transcript is spliced from 3 exons. Bases 82 to 837 code for a protein of 251 amino acids. Gene Ontology annotation, biological process: translational initiation; translational termination; ribosomal subunit export from nucleus. The record is from RefSeq and is a predicted model, not a curated record. Lineage: Eukaryota; Fungi; Ascomycota; Dothideomycetes; Dothideales; Saccotheciaceae.